AUGGCGGAGGCUUCAGAAGGGUCCAUCGAUUUGGCCUCAUUGUUGAGGGCAAAUAAGGUGGAGGCACUUCAUACUACUGCCCUCUGUGGGCCUGUUAAAUUUCUUGUAUGGACAAGACUUUCCGAGGAAGGUUCCCUCUGGAUUAUUAAGUAAGUGGUUUUUUCUCCAACAACGAAAAAUGUUUUUAAACGACAUAGUGCGGAUUUUGAAUCGUAGCUUGUGUCUUCAUUUUCUCCUCCUCUCCUCCUUGUUUACAACAAAACGCUUGAUGUCUGCGCUUGCCAAAAUGUUAGGUUCGCGGUGGGAUAGGUUUUGGAAAAUACGAUGUAGAAACAUAGUCUGUCGACACGUUUUCACGACCUCAGCCGGUAUUAAAACAGAAUAGAUAACAUGGCACGGCUGUCACAAAAUUAGUUAGAAAAUUCUUUAAUCCUGACGACCCCCCAGAAGAUUCUAGCCUGUUGAACUAGACAGUGGAACAAUCUCUGUUUAAAGGAUUCGUGACAUUUAUGUGGGUUUCUUUAGGAGGUUCGUCUGAAACACAUGUAUAUGUCCAAUAGAUAAAAUAAUAAUGGAAUUAAGCCUGUAUACAUGUGUUAAGCUAGGUUUUCACCAGCGAUGCAAGCAUAUUGUGGCACAGAGGCGAAGGAAAAGGGUACUUAUGGCCUAGGGGGUGCACUAUCUUCUAUUGCCUCUACAGAAAAGUACCGCUGUGUCCUAAACAGGGUAUAUAAUUUCGAAUCCUAAAAUUAAAACAGUUAGCUGACCCUUACAGUAGGAGGGGUUUUGGAAAAAAUGAAGAAGGGAAACAAAAAAUAAAAGUAGUGGAAAAAAUAUUGCCUUAUCUUAGCUUAUUGUGUAGCAAAGAAUAUUGAAAUAAGCUUAUUUUUGUUGUAAUUUGUGUCCCUGUGUCAUUGCUGGUUUUGUCAUCNAACUAGACAGUGGAACAAUCUCUGUUUAAAGGAUUCGUGACAUUUAUGUGGGUUUCUUUAGGAGGUUCGUCUGAAACACAUGUAUAUGUCCAAUAGAUAAAAUAAUAAUGGAAUUAAGCCUGUAUACAUGUGUUAAGCUAGGUUUUCACCAGCGAUGCAAGCAUAUUGUGGCACAGAGGCGAAGGAAAAGGGUACUUAUGGCCUAGGGGGUGCACUAUCUUCUAUUGCCUCUACAGAAAAGUACCGCUGUGUCCUAAACAGGGUAUAUAAUUUCGAAUCCUAAAAUUAAAACAGUUAGCUGACCCUUACAGUAGGAGGGGUUUUGGAAAAAAUGAAGAAGGGAAACAAAAAAUAAAAGUAGUGGAAAAAAUAUUGCCUUAUCUUAGCUUAUUGUGUAGCAAAGAAUAUUGAAAUAAGCUUAUUUUUGUUGUAAUUUGUGUCCCUGUGUCAUUGCUGGUUUUGUCAUCUUGUCUUUAAAGGGCCCAAAUCGCUAUGCCCCCGCCCUCCCCCAGGGAUGGCACGUCUUAUGUUGCAUGUUCCAUAAGCAUUUCCUUGUUUAUUUGCACCCUUAAGCUUCAUGAAGCAUCAUACAUCAGCAUGGAAAAACACUUUAAUAUGGUAUUAAAUUACAUGUAUUUUGUUUUGACUUUUAGUGCAUCUGAUGGAGUUGAUGUGUGGCACUUACAACUGGACAAAACACAACUUGAUUCCCAUGUAAGAUAACUAAAUAUUUUUUACGACAAUUUUUCUUUUCAUAUGACCUGUGUGUCAAUUGCUUCGUGGCCAUUAUUAAUUUUAGUUUCUGAAUUUUUUUCCAAAUGCAUAUUUUGCAGAGAGAACUGGCUGCAGUUGAUGGGUACGACACAUAUUUUGCAAGAUUCAGGUGAGCACACAAAUUUUUGUUUUUGGUAAUGUAAGCUGAAUUCUAGUGAGUCAAAUUCCAAAUUAACAUCGAUUUUUUUUAUCAAUUAAAUUCCCAAAUGCUUCCAAAAUCCCAUAGAGUGUUUGGUUUCCCAAGGCCAACUAACUUAUUUUUGGAAAGUGUAAAGGAAAGAAUUAUGACCCGUUAGUGAUCCAAGAGCAUGACAUUUUUCCUCCAUGAGAACCACUAAUGAUUUUUCUUUUAAAGGUGCGUUACAGAUUACUGAUAAUUUAUUGAUUUUAUUUGUCGAGUUGGAUUUCAUGCAUGGUGAUGAGAAAUAUUUAACACUAGUAUACGAUUAGAUGAAAAAAAAAAUAAAACUGUUGAAAUAAAACAGAUCACAAAAAUGGAAGUGUCGCAACAGCUAAAUUUACCCAAAACAACAAGGUUUUUAAAAAUCUUUUGUCUGUCACUGGUACACAGGGUUUUCAAUAAGGUUUUAAGUAGAUGGCAGAAGCUUUGGAGUAGGCAGAGAAGGAAAAAACUCAUGCCAAAGGUGCGACUUUCAAGGGCUGAAGCCACAAGCUUCUAGGUGGGUUAGGAAAAGAAAGAAAAAUUUACUUAGAGUGUUUGAACAGAACACAGACAUCAUAGAAUUUCGACUUUUUUAUUCAGUGACAGCACAUGAAUACUCUAUUAUUUAUUUAUUUCUUCUUUCCAAUAGCUAUGAACCAUUGGUUGUUUCAGUAGGGAGCUUUAGCAUCGAUGACGGCAAUGGCAGUGAAAACAUCACUUUUAAAAAGAAUUCCUCUUUUUCAGACACUGUCGCGUUUAUACCAAUUUGCUGAAAAUGGCAAAUGUAGAUGAAUUUCCUUGGAGCUGAUUUCUGGAAGAGUGCACUCAACUUUAUAGAGCGAAAAAAAAAUUUGUCUUCACUUGUUUACAUCCUCCAUAAAUCUUGCAAUUAGGCAUUUUCACGUCAUAGUCGUGCAAGGACAGUAAAGAAAUGUACAAAAAUGCGUGGUGCAUAUGCAAAGUUGUUGUUUCGCGUAAUAAACCUAUUGCUUUUUUGACAUCCUCCGCGUUGCCGUCACCGUCGUCGUUGCUAAACUGGGGUACAUGUAAUUUCCAAAGAAAUGUAGAUGGCAAGUUCAAGUGAAAUAGCCAGCGGCCGCCCCUCUCUUAUGGAAAACCCUGGGUACAAGACCAUUUGUGGCUAUGUCUUAAAACACAUUUACCGAAUUAUUAGAAAUUAAGGGAAGUUAAGGACACUCAAAAAGACUACCGGUAAUAUAAUUCAACAGAUCAGAAUUCGAGAGUGGCAGCGUAUCUGUAGCACAGAUAGCAAAUAAAAUUGCCAUAACAGUUGGUACAGGAAUUCCAUCUCUGUGUUAUGACCUCUAUGAAGCAAAAGCAAGUGAAAGGAAAACAGAACUGCAGACAAUUCUUUUCAGACUGGCAGACAGAGUAUCACAACUUACUGAACAGUUGAAAGGUAGUUAUAAUAAUGUGAUGAAAAUGUUGUUAGUAAGGCCCAGUUCAAACAUCAAACUUUUCAUGUACCAAUCCUAAUCCUUUCAAUUAAAUGCAUGAAAAGAUAUAUGUUUGAACCAAUAACCAAUAAAUCAGACAUCUCUAAUUUGAGUCGACCCAUAAAUUUAAAAGUUUGAGUGGCCCACAUGGGAGUUUCGACUGUGGAGCGACUUCGUUUCAAACGUCAAACUCUUCAAUGAUGUGCCAAACCUAAUGCAUAAAUUACUAAAAUUUUAUUCUACUAGUAAGCAUUGUAUACCAAUGGACAUUGUGAAAGUGAAUUACGUCCCACUAAUGUAGUUUGAUAUAUGAAUCAACCAUCGAACUUGUGUCCCUUCAUGAUAGGUAUUAAGUUUGUACAUGAAAAGUUUGAUGUUUGAAUUGGGUCUAAACCAGAAUUUUCUCUGUCACCUAUGAAUGAUAAGGGCUAGGAGACAGAGGAAAUUCUGAACAGUACAUUAUUCUUAUAUGUUUAUUUUAACUUACUGGUAUAUGAAUCAUUGGCUUCAUUUUCAAGGUGCAAUUAACGUAGUCAGUUUUACAGCUUGCUAUUCCCGCUGACUCAUUUUAACUAGUGCAAACAAAUAAUUGAUCAGCAGUAUUCUGUAUUAUCAUUUGAAGCAAGUUUUUCUUUCUUUUCAUUGUCCAAGAGGCCACCAUGUGACCUGUAAAUAAUUGCCUACAAAUAAUGGUCUGCUCAUGCAUAAAGGAGACCGUGCUUUUCUCCUUGCAAUCGCUCUUGCAUAAAAAUGGCCGAUCGCUUCGCUUCCCAAGGAUAUUCAUUAAAAAAACAAACUCGGUGAUCGAAUGAUAAAACAAUUAUUGAACUCAGUUAUCACAAAAUAUUCUGAUUUGUCAGUGUCUCGCAGAUCAAUUAUUUGCCUUAGCCUUUGGCUUCACCACAUAAUUGAUCUGCUCGCCACAGACAAAUCACGAUAUUUUGCUCAACCUCAUCCAAUAAUUGUUAAUUAUUGGAAUUCCCCCCAAAAUACUUCACUCUCCAGUCAGGCAAGUUAAGAAUAGAAUUCACUAGCCUGAUAGCAAAGUUCACUAGCCCUGGACUAUCAGACACAACUUUCUUUGCACACUUAUUUUAGAGUAAAAAUUCUGUAGAGUGUUAAUUUCACCUGCUCACAACAUUAGUGAGGCUCAUAAAGUUACAAAUAUAAAAGAAUGAUUAUUUUUAUGAAUUAAAGAUUUUUAUUGUUAAUCAUUAACUCAAGCUGUUCAAUUCUUCUACAGUGUCAUCAGAUUCAUUGGAGAGACUGAAAAAUCAAAAGGUACAUCACUGAUAAUAUUUUAAUUGUGUCUAUUUAUUAUUAUUAUUGUAAGUUAAUUAAUUAAUUAAUUAAUUAAUUAAUUAAUCAAUCAAUUUUCCACUGUUACUUGAAAGACAUACAUGGUUUUUACAAUCUUGAAAUGAUCUGGAACAAUAUUUUAUUUCUGUUUUGUUAAUUCAAAUGCUACUUCAUUACCUUACAUGCAAUCGCAAGUCAUACCGUCAGUAAAACGUUUCAGGAACAACGUCUUUCAUCAUAUUUUAUUAUAGAUCAAUGAUGGCGGAAGAAGUAAAACUCGUAAAUUACUCCAUGACAUGUUUUAGCCAAUAGAGUGAUCAAAGGGAGUUAAAGAAUGCUGAUUUAUUAAAUAAAUCCAGAAACCCGAACAACCCCUUAUGAGUUUCUGAGAAAUCUUAGUCCUUGAAAACUGAAAUUUGUCCUUGAAAAAUCCUUGAAAAGUCCUUAAAAUUUGUUUGUCUGAAAUUGUACGAACCAUGGACAUAGUGAUUUUUAUGAAAAACUAAAUAAUGGAACAAAGCUCUUAGUACUAAGUAGUAACUGUUACUUACCGUAUUUGUUGUGGCUUGAUUGUAUUGAACUGGGUUUCUACCACAAAGGAAAAUUUUAGUGAUGCUAAAACUAAUCUGAAAUCUUUCUAACACAGGAAAGGUACAAACCAUAAAUGCAUGUACAUCCAUAUAUAGUAAAAAAAACAGUGAUAAAGUAUUCAUAGCUCUGACAUCCUGCUCCUUGCCUUUUUCUUGUAAGGAUGGAGCUGCAGCUGGUUCGUCAGUCUUUGGUGAGUAUUCAAACAGAAAAUUAAAAUAUUAAAUAGAAACAUCUGCAUAGACUGUCAGCUAUAAAGGCUCUUGUUCUUAUUUUUGAAUGUACAGCUGUAUGGAGAGUGUCAUGUGAUGUGACCAUUUUUCAUAAUUUUAAAAUUGGAAACAUCCUUGGUAGUACUUUCUCUUUUCUGUAGAAUUUUUAUAAUUUUCAUUUUUGGGUUCAAAAUAUGCCUCUUGACAAUAUUGACAUCUUUUAGGCAGUUUCGUUUUAUACAACUUUGAUUAGUUCCUAAAGAUAGAGAACCAAUUAAAUGGAAGAUUUUUUGAAGAAUCCUAAUCAGUAUCACUAUAAACUGAUGGUUCUGUUGAACUGUUCAAUAGAUAUUCCACCAAAGAAGACCAGCCAGGCUCCCCCAGUGAAAAGAAAACAAGGGCACAGUCUUAUCAAUCCAGGCAGUAGAAAGUAAGAUUUAAGAGUUUUUUAUUUUACUGAAGCAUAAUUUUGUACCACUCAGAAUUAAGCUAACAGGGAAUCCGUUUGCAAAUACAUUUAGAAUGGGUAUAGAACAGAUGAUGAAAAAGAACAGAUUCAAUGAGAAAAAAAAACUGAACAGAUCUGAAAUGUGUUCUCUUUAGAGUUCCCUGUUACAGUGUAGGUUAAUUCUGAGUGUUACUGUAUUACAUUUCUCAACAGCUAAUGCAUCUAUGAGUAAAUUACCCCAUGGGUAGUUCAACAGGGCCCCUGGGGAAGUGGUCAACUUAUCAAAUACCCAUAGGUGUUGACUGAAAUCUAUGGCAAAUCUCUAUCCCCUUGGGGCAAAAAGAGGACACCUGUGUAGCAAACAACCUCUUCAGCAAUUAAAAGCAAAGUACAAGCACACUGUACAUCUUGAAGAGAACAGUUAAUUUCUCUCUUUAGUUGGUUUUAACUGGAUGUGUUCAACAGAAGGCAAACUGAAUUGCUGUUUGUUUUCUUUUCUUCAACAGAUUAAAACCAGCUAAAGGAGUUCAAUUUGAUUAGUUGCUCUUCAAACUGAGUUUAGUUGCUCCUAAAACUCAGUUUGUUUUAGGCUAUAUGAAAAAUGUGCUAGACAUUCAAAACCUGGCUUAAGAAAAGUUGAUCAAUCUUGUGUGUAGUGAAUUUGUAAAGUUGAGACGAUACUCUUAACUGAAGUAUAAGCAAAAAAUAGUGAAAUACCAGCAUCAAGUAAUGUUAUCGUACUUGUACUUUAAGUUCAAAUUUUGUAUAGCACUGAGCUACUUUCAUCUUUAGUGACACAAUUCUAGCGAGUAGCUUGAAAUAAUCUUGUUGUAACAACUUGCAUUUUCUUCAUGGAUUGGUUUUGAAAUUAAAGUGCUUUCACAUAAUUUAUAAAAGUAAGUAAAUGGAUUGUAGCCCAGUUAACAAUUAGGAGCACCAUCUUAUGUUAUUACUAAGUCUUAGUGGUCAGUUUGGUGCUGCUGGUGCAGUUACCCUUGUUUGGAUCAGUUCCAUGUACUUGGUACCAUGUUCAAGGUGGCUACUGGGCUUUGUUUAGCCUUUGGAUCUUGUGUUUACCCCUGUCCCUCCCUUCCCCAUAUAUUUUUGUCCACUGAUUAGCCACUGUAACAGAUGCCUGGUUCUGUUAAUGUGCAGGCUCAUGGCAGGGAAGAACUCAGUGAGAAAAGGUGCAUCUACCUGGAAGGGUUUGACCAAAUUUCUUGGUCUUAAUCGGGAAAUUGCAGUUGAAUGAUAGUUUCAGUGCUUGUACCUUCACCUUUCCUCUGCGUUCUUAAAACAAUGCAUCCAUAGAGUAGAAUCAACAUUUUUUUUUGUUUCUGUUGACUGACAGUCAUCUGGGGCAUGACUUUCCAGUGCUGUUUUAGCUGGGAAAAAGCUAUUUUUUAUUAUUUGUUUAUUUAUUUGUGGCAAAAGAAAUUAUAAGUUAAUUUAGUUUAAAGUAAAAGAGAUGUAAUAAAAUCAAAAUACCCUGCAAUAUAACACCUGCAAAGUACUGGUAUACUGCACUGUUAGCAUCUAUGGUUUAAUCCAUUUAAAUCUUUUGCUCGAGUUUGCUAGACCAAUAAUUAUUUUAGGAACAAGAAACUUAUGUGGCUAAAAUCUACACCACAUUGUGAGUGAUUCCACUCUGACCACUUGAUGGAUUUGUUUUUGAUCAUCCCCAGUUUAAAUCCUUGGCCAUCCUUGUAAAUAGCCAACUAGUUGCCUCCUGCCAGUUGGGGUUUCUAAUCCUGUUAUGCUCUAUUUGGAUUAUUGGUUUCUAACUAUAUGAGUGGAGUUCCCGUAAACUAGUGGGAUACGCUAAGUGCACUUUCCAUCAUAAAUUAGGCUUGAUUUGCGCCAUCUCCUGGGUAAUUGGGCCUACUAUAAACAAACCCUUAACUUCUCUUUAAUCAUAUUAUGAUUGACCACAAUCACAUUUACACUGGAUUCAUCACAUUUACGCUGCCCAUUAAACACCUUGUCUGCCUUCCUCUUUACCCCUUAAAUUUUGCAUAACCAUUGUUUCUCUUGGGUGUUACAGUCAUCUCAAGUGGAACUGAGGCCAAAGCUUAUGCAAAAUUUUGGGCAAAUUGAAAGUGGCAAAUGACCAAGGGGAGAACGUAUGGGCUAAUUUGUAGAAGGGAUGAUAUUAUUAUUGUGGUUAUUAGAUGUUGACAGCUAGAAGGUUUUAGUUGAUCUUAUCUUUUCAUUAACUCAAAUACAGGAAUGUUAGCCCCGAUGUUAGCACUGAUCCAUCACCAGAGAUAAUUGGACCGAUUGAAACCAGACUAAUUUGCGUAAACAAACUAGUUUCUGUGCAGUUUCUGUUUCAAUUUCAAAGCUGUCUCUAUGGAGUCAAAUCCGGGGUUACUCUGGCACUCGAAAAACAUCAAACAAAUGUAACCCAACCCAGUCCCUAUGCGUUCUGGGCUCGGUCAAUCCUGGAUUCUACCGGGAACAGUGACGUCACCCUAGAGAGACUCACUCGCCCUUUCCAAGACUUUGAGGACAAUGGGGCAAGAGAUAACGCUUAGGGACUGGCCUGGACCUAGACUAGUUUCAAUUGGAACAAUGAAAAACACUUAAAAGGCAUUGCAAGUGUUUUUUUUGCUAGUGACGUUUUUCUUGGCAUCUUUAUCCAGGUUUGAAAUGGGGGUUAACCUGUUCCAUUUGUAAGUUUAUGUAGUCUUAAGCUCAGCAAAACAUUCUAAUUCAUCUGUUGUUAUCAGGGAAGCUGAAGUUGAUGGAAGCAACACAGAGCACAAUGUGCACAUCUCAGUUCUGGCCAAUGACCAGACAUUGGACAUCUACAAAUGUACAGACCCUUCAUGCGAGCACUUCUGUACCAAGACUAACAAGAGAUAUCACUGCCCGCUGUGCAACAACAAACCACAAAAACCAGGCCGCAUGAGGAGGCACUUUGAAAAGAUGCAUUCAAGCAAGCAGAUAGUGCAACAUGGAGGUAACAACCCAUUCUUGUUUUGUCAGGAAAUCAAGGGUCUCUUCAUAAGAGCUCGGGUUUCGAGAUUUCGCCUCUCUCUUACUAUCUCCGUUAUGAACAAAAUCAGUAACUUCCUAUAAGACAAUUGACUAGUUUUCUUCCUUCGCAUGCCAAGUUUAGAACACUUCAUCCUUUUCAACUUCUGUAAAUGCACCGCCUUUUAAAUAUGAAUAAAUCACUUUUUUUUCUCAGGUUAUCAAAUGCUUCGAUGUAAGUUGAGGUGCAUGAAAGCGAAUGGCCGUGUCACUGACAACUCUCACUACCACUGCUGUCUGUGCGGAAGAGUUCUUGUUCGAAAAGUUCAUCUUUAUUGUCAUCUGCAAGCUCAUUCUGUGGGCAGCGUGCAGGAAAUUGAUGAAAUCAUGGAUGCUAAAGAUGACGCAGAGGAAGGGCCUUUGGAAGACACUGAAAUGGAUGAAGAUGAUGAGCAUGACACCACAUUAGAUGCAUCGCAGAUCACUGGAUUAGACGGCUCGCAGCAAGAUGGUGUAGUAGCUUUACCUGACGGCACGCAGGUACUG
This is a messenger RNA of Porites evermanni, 9398 nucleotides long. Lineage: Eukaryota; Metazoa; Cnidaria; Anthozoa; Scleractinia; Poritidae. The record is from the annotation of a GenBank genome assembly.